Messenger RNA from Henningerozyma blattae CBS 6284, 1602 nucleotides. RefSeq lists its product as uncharacterized. The transcript has a single exon. Gene Ontology annotation, biological process: transmembrane transport; carbohydrate transport. Gene Ontology annotation, cellular component: plasma membrane. The record is from RefSeq and is a predicted model, not a curated record. Bases 1 to 1602 code for a protein of 533 amino acids. Gene Ontology annotation, molecular function: carbohydrate:proton symporter activity. NCBI's taxonomy places the organism in Eukaryota, Fungi, Ascomycota, Saccharomycetes, Saccharomycetales, Saccharomycetaceae.
AUGUCAACUCGUGAAGACGCUGUAACUUCAAGUUUUUACAGUGAAGGAACUACAAACAUCAAUGAAUCUUAUAAUUUCGAUGAGGAAGUGGGGCCAAAUGAGUUUCAAUUGGAAAAUAUUCCUGUAGAUACUCUAGACAAAUCUCCAAUAGUUCAAGAGCCACCUUCGUUAUUAAAACCUGUGAUAUUAUGUUUAAUUAUCUCUUUCACAGGGUUCAUAUUUGGAUGGGAUAUUGGCACCAUAGGAGGAAUUAUUAACAUGCAAAUAUUUAAAAAAUCUUUUGGUAACAAAAUCAACCCUGAAACAAGUGAAAGAUAUUUUGAUCCAACAUUAUCUGGCUUAAUCAUUGGUAUAUACAAUAUUGGGGCUGGUAUUGGUGGGUUAACCCUUGGUAAGCUUGGAGAUUAUCGUGGAAGGAAAAUGGCCUUAGGAAUUGCAAUGUGUAUUCAUUUAUUGGGUUUAUUCACUGAAUUGGUAGAAGAUUAUUCAUGGAUACAAUUUUUCAUUGGAAGAUUAUUAACUGGUAUUGCAAUUGGUACAACUGCAGUUAUUGUACCUAUGUAUUUAUGUGAAAAUUCACCUUUAAAGAUUAGAGGAGCUAUGGUUGUACUAUAUCAACUCAUGAUAACAUUAGGAAUACUUACAGGAAAUAUUUCAAAUUUUAUUUGUCAUAAUAUUUAUAAUGAUAGUGAAGAUAAUAGAGCAUGGCAAGUUCCAAUUUUAUUAAAUGUCUUUUGGGACUCGAUUGUAUUUAUUGGUUUAUUUUUCAUCCCAGAAUCUGCCAUUUAUUUAGGUAAAUUAUGUUUUGAUAUGGAUGGUGCACAAAAAUCUUUUGCUAAAAUGAAUGGGGUUGCUGAAACAGAUAGAUUAUCAAUGGAAUUUAUCAAUGACAUAAAAUUAUCAGCAGAGAUUGAAAAAGAGGAAAAUAAUGAGACACCAAAACUUAAAUUUGAAUUUAUUUUUGGUAAACCAAAACUAGGUUAUAGACUAUUAAUUGGAAUCUUAAUUAUGACAUUCCAACAAUUAUCAGGUAUAAAUUAUUUCUUCUAUUAUGGGACUACGAUAUUUAAGAAUGUUGGUUUUGAAGACUCAUAUUUAACUGCAAUAAUAUUAUCAUUGGUGAAUUUUGUUUCUACUUUUGGUGGCAUUUAUUUGGUAGAACAGAUAGGAAGAAGAACAUGUUAUCUUCUAGGUUGUCUAAGUUUAAAUAUUUUCAUGAUUUUAUUUGCCUCCAUUGGUAAUUUUGCCAUAAAUGAGCCUUAUGUUGGUGUUGGAUUGAUUUUUAUUGUUUGUUUAUAUAUCUUCUUUUUCGCAAUUACACUAGGUCCAGUGUCUUUUGUAUUGGUAUCUGAAUUAUUCCCUUCUAGAGUAAAAGCAGAGUCGAUUGCAAUUUGUUCGUUUUUUAAUUGGAUAAUGAAUUUUUUAGUUUCUCUAGUUAUGCCCUUGAUUUUAAGUAGAGUCGGGUUCCUAUGUGGGUAUAUAUUUUCAGGCUUCUUGACAAUUGGAUUCAUUUUCAGUUGGCAAUGUGUCCCAGAAACAAAGGGUUUAACUGAAAAAGAGAUUGAUGAUAUAUAUCAAGAUGUAAAACAAGAAACACACUAG